This is a messenger RNA of Cucumis sativus (cucumber), 2104 nucleotides long. RefSeq lists its product as hypothetical. The record is from RefSeq and is a predicted model, not a curated record. Bases 346 to 1185 code for a protein of 279 amino acids. The transcript has a single exon. NCBI's taxonomy places the organism in Eukaryota, Viridiplantae, Streptophyta, Magnoliopsida, Cucurbitales, Cucurbitaceae.
AUAUGCAUUGUAAUGAAAAGCAAUUUUAUGAAUGUAAGACUUAAAAAGGAUCCCUCUCUUUCUCUCUCUCUCCCUACAGCUCUCCCCUUUUUCUGUGAACUGUGAACUGUGAACUGUGAACUGUGAACGUGAUUACCAGAAUCACAGCAGAGCCGCACUAAAUGCAAGUUCACUCUCUUCCAACCAAUCUCUCUCCCUUUCUCCUUUUUUCUCUUCUUUACUUCUUCUCUUCUCUUACCUUUCUCUUUCUUCUUAUCUCCCCACUUUCCUUCUCUCUUCUUCCUCUAAACCCCUGGCAAUGUUUCUGAGCCUUCUCUGACCUUCAAUCCCUUCAUCUCCUUCCAAAUGGGUUGUUUUGUCAGUACUUCUAAGCAUUCUUCUUCUUCUUCUUCUUCUUCUUCACCUCCCCACCAUUCUAGAUCUGCCUAUUCCCAUCCCAAACUCAAUCGCAUUGCAAACAGAGCACCCCCUCCACUUGACGAAGAGUCUGUCAAAGAGGUUCUCUCUGAAACUCCCAAACCAAAAACCCUUUUGUCCAACCACGACGAAUCUGCCUCCCGGAAGGUCAAUGGGAGAAUCCCCAUUCAUCCCACUGAAGAAAUUUCUGAGGUUUCUGACGUUUGCAGCUUUAGUGAAACCCUAUCUACUACGACUGUAACAGAGAAGCUGGAUGAUUUCGAAGAAAUACGUCAGAGGAUUUGUAGAUCUCCAGCUAAAUUGCCCAGAAGCCGGUCUCCCUCCAACGAUUGGGCUCCCAAGAGGGAUAGAAUGGUUGGUAAAUCGCCAACGCGAAAAUUUGAUCAGUCGCCUGGCCGGAUUAACGGCGGUGGCGGAACUGUGAAGUUAGUGCAAAGCAGAGAUAUGGGGCAGGGACUCACAAGGCGAAGUCCGAGGUCGGAGCCACGCCUUCAGAAUAGAACUGAGAAUGCAUAUCGUAGGUCAAGAUCCCCGGCCUAUAAUCGAACCGACGGCGGAGGCUCCAGACCAGCCGCCGGCCGAAGCCCAUCUGUCCGGAGGUCCGGAAUGUCUCCGGGAAGGGAACCAACACCGGGAAGAGAGUAUUACCGAAGGGAACCAGGGCAGUCUCAGGAAACACAGAACUCAACAAUAGAGGGAAAAUGGCGGACUACAAAUGAGUCUCUCGAUAACCCACUUGUGUCAUUGGAAUGCUUCAUCUUCCUCUGAAAGAAAGUGGAAUAUUCCGGGCGCACAUUGCGGCCCAGUUCACUGAACUGAUGAGUGGCAUUCAAAUUUCUUGUACUCUGUUUUUAUGUCUCUUCCAUCUACGGUGUGAUUCCUAUUUUUGGUCUGGAAAUUGUAGUAAGUUGUAAAUAAUGAAUGUCCGAAAGGUCAAUUUAGGAAACAGACCGUAUAACACAGUUGGGUUUGGGUAGGCAAAGAAGUCUCUGUUUUCUCUGAAAGUAAAUCUUUUGCCAUUGCUGGCACAAAGAUUGCAUUUUUCUUUACUCUCUCUCUUAUUUAAUAUCGUAUUCCCGAGGUAUUCACUAAUCUUCGAAAAUGGAAAUUAAUUAUAUUGUUAGUACUAAUCUUACUUGAAAGAAUUAGGGGCGUCGUCGAAAUUAAGUGACCUCUGUUUUUUAUGGUACAAACAGUCAGGAUCUUCAGAGUUCAGAUCCACUCAUACGUCUGUUUAGACAAAGAGGAAGGAAGAAAGAAAGAAAGGAAAAGAAACGUAAUUAUGAGUCAGCCCCGCAGAAGAGUCCUGAAAUGAAGACUGAUCUAAAAUUCAGAACAGAGGAAGAGUGGAGAUGAAGAAUCAAUCACCAUCACCAACCAACUUUCUUUCUUCAGCAUUGGUAAUAACAACUCUCUUACAAUUGCGUCCAACUUUUGCUUUCUGUGUAUUAACCGACAAAAGUAAAACAGAGCAAGCCCAAAGCUUGAGAAUACAGAGAUGCUCCAUGACAAGAAAUGAAGACUUUUGUAGCAGAAAGUUGAACUAAAAUGAGAAGUUAAACUGUUGGGGGCAAUCUAUGUUUCUCCAUUUUCAUGUAAUAUUGAAUUGUAUAUUAUAUUAGUGAUAUGUGCUGUCCUUUUCUUGCUGAAGGCGUAUCAAUUAUUGUGGAGUGUUUUGAACUUUUGA